CUUCCGACGCAGAGAGGAGAGACAGCCCGCCGACCAUGCAGCACUACGGGGUGAACGGCUACUCGCUCCACGCCAUGAAUUCCCUGAGCGCCAUGUACAACCUUCACCAGCAGGCGGCGCAACAGGCCCAGCACGCGCCUGACUACAGGCCCUCAGUGCACGCGCUCACUCUCGCAGAGAGACUGGCUGACAUUAUCCUUGAGGCCCGGUAUGGCUCCCAGCACCGAAAGCAGCGGCGCAGCCGGACGGCCUUCACCGCCCAGCAGCUGGAGGCCCUGGAGAAAACCUUCCAGAAGACCCACUACCCCGACGUGGUGAUGCGAGAGCGUCUGGCCAUGUGCACCAACCUGCCCGAGGCCCGUGUCCAGGUCUGGUUCAAGAACCGUCGGGCCAAGUUCCGCAAGAAGCAGCGCAGCCUGCAGAAGGAGCAGCUCCAGAAACAGAAGGAGGCGUCCGGAGCCGCAGAGGGCUCCACAGAGGAUUCCAAGACUGACCUCAACGCCGCCAACACCACCGCCGCCGCCGGCACCCUGGUUCCCGAGGCCCGCACUCCUCCCCAUCCCUCCUCCUCUUCAUCCUGUCCCUCAGAGACAGAGAGGCAGGCGGCCGCUCGGCCCGGAGAGAUGAGCGUGGAAGUCAACGUCACCUCCCCCGAGCCGUCGGACGGCGAGUCGGCGGCGGAGGAUAACGGCGACAGGGAGGAGGACGACGUGAGAGGGGAUGCCGGGGUGAGGGUCAGGGAGGAGACGCACCGGGAGAGGGGAGCGCGGCCGGGGAGCAGCUCGCCAUCCUGCAAACAGCUGAGCCCCGCAGCAGACUCCCCCCUGAGCUCCCCCACCAUGCCGUCCUCCAGCGGCGUGCCCGGCAGUUUGCCCCAGAGCAACGCCUACGCGUCGUCUCCGCUCAGCCUCUUGCGGCUGCAGGAGCAGUUUCGCCAGCACAUGGCGGCCACCAGCAACAUGGUGCACUACCCGCCCUUCGAUAUGAGCCCGCCGCCCUCUCUGCCCUACCUGGGCAUGAACGUCAACAUGCCGUCCCCGCUGAGCUCGCUGCCCUGCCCGUCCUACUACCAGAGCCUGUCGCAGGCCCAGCAGGUGUGGAACAGCCCGCUGAUGCAGGCGCCGCCAGGCAGCCUCAACAGCAAGACCACCAGCAUAGAGAACCUCCGCCUGAGGGCCAAGCAGCACGCGGCCUCGCUGGGAUUGGACACGCUCCCCAACUGAAGCUCGGGGGCCGCUCAGAAGAAAAAAAGAGUCGGCCCUCGAGUCAGAGCCGUGCCUAUAUAUGAAUUAUGGGCCUUGUCCAGUGGAGGUGACUCUGGGCCCCCCUUCAUCCCUUUCCACUCCUCAUCACCCUCAUCAACUGCGUGUAUCCGUCCAAACUGCAGACUCGUCACCUGAAAACUCAUUUUGAAAAAGUCAGAUUUGAAUUUAAGCUAUGCUGCAAAUCCAGUUAGCUAACGUAACAAAAAUUCUCAAGUCCUUUGUUCAAAAUCGGUCCAUAUUUUCAGAUGUGUGCUAGUUUUUUCCUGAAACUACAUUUAAAAAGCAGUGUGAUGGAUAAUUGACUACUAUUUUUACUAGCAGGCACUUUAGGCGCCCUUCCUCAGUUUGCCCCCCUCGCCUCAUCGUCACUGCUGGGAGCGCAACAUGAAGAACGGCUACAAACUCGAUGAAGAAAAUCCACACAAAGAAAAGAACUGGACUGCAGUUGUGACUGCGCGAUACUUUUUUUGCGUCAACUCUACGAAUGCUAGCUGCUCACCGUGAUUCCCGCCUCCUCUGUGAAGUCCGAGAAGAAGGUUUUGAAACUCCAGAGCCGACUCCAGGACAGAUAGAAGAUUUUUUAUUUAUUUAAAUGUUCUAUAAUUCAACCCCUGAAUGUGAACUCUGCAUGCGCGCACCCCUCUGAAGCAUGGCGUACAGCCGCAAAGCACCGAAUGAAGUCUCAUCCGACCAGAAGCAAAAGCUCAGAUCACUCGAGAGACUCGUUUCUUUGUCGAUGACACGUGACUCUCCUUGUUUAAAGUUACAGCACUCGGCAGAAUCCAUUGAGCUGUAAAUAUCCGUCAGUGUUCGCCUGCAUCUGCCCGGCUGGAGACUCCAUGUCUUCUUUCGUGUGAAGGAGGCGAGAGGAAAACAUUUGGUGUAUUUUUUUCAAUCGUGGCUUUAAACAAAAGGACCUACAGCGGCAAUGAAAUAAGGGAGAAUCUGCAGAGACAAAUAAAUAUGAGCCCGGACGUUCACUCGGGUGCCGGAUUGACCUCGACCACUGUUUCUGGGCCACUGGUUUCAGCAGAAAGACGCACAGGCCCGUUCUCUAUGUAUUAUA
Molecule: messenger RNA, 2331 nt
Organism: Pseudoliparis swirei
Lineage: Eukaryota; Metazoa; Chordata; Actinopteri; Perciformes; Liparidae
Product: diencephalon/mesencephalon homeobox protein 1-B-like
Exons: 5
Coding region: 36-1223 (395 amino acids)
Biological process (GO): regulation of transcription by RNA polymerase II
Molecular function (GO): DNA-binding transcription factor activity, RNA polymerase II-specific; RNA polymerase II transcription regulatory region sequence-specific DNA binding
Source: RefSeq, a predicted model, not a curated record